GACGCACGCAGUGCUACAGUGUAACAUUACGGAAGCGCUUGAACUGAUCAAAACUGAUUGUUGUGCUGUAGUAAUAACACAAGCGGACACAAUGAAACUCUUCUGCUCUACAGGCGAACACAUCAAAGAAUGAAAUGAAGUGUUUAUUGGUGGCCAAUGAGAAUGCAGAGGUUCUGUUCUACUGGACCGACUCGGAGUUCGAGCAGCGUAUUCAGGAGCAAUAUGGAGUUUUCCAUGAGGAAGGAGAACGGCCUGCAUUUGAAGACAGCAUUAACACCCUCUUCGCACCCAUCAUCAUCUCUUGUAGCACCAUGGUGGACAGACUUGGGGACGGCUACACAUCCUUCACCACAGAAAACAAUCAUAAAUAUGUUCUGCAUCAGUUUGAUGAAUGCCUGUACAUCGCUGUAAACCGAGAUGGAGAUGAAACGGAGGAGGAUUUGAAGAGAAAGAUCUAUGUGAUGAGGAAACACAUAGAAAUCAUGUUUGGGAUGGUCACACUCAGCAGCGCCCUCUUGAGGAAAGCAUUGCGCCCACAAGAUACUGAGCAAAGAAAGCAUCUUUGGCAGAAACUACAAAGCGUUUUGGAAACAUCCAGUCGCUUACGAGAGCAGGACCAAAGCUUUUUAGUAGAGGCCGUGGAGAGGUUGAUCCACCCGACCCUGUGUGAACAGUGUAUUGUGUUUUUGGAGCGUCAUUUGGUGCAGCAGAUUAACAGCAGUGUGGAGAGAGCUGGAGAGGAAGUCCUGCAUGCUUUUAUACUGGUGCACACCAAACUGCUGGCUUUCUAUUCCAGUCGAAAUGCCAGCACCCUGACCACCUCUGAUCUUCUGGCUCUCAUCAUCCUGGUGCAAGAUCUCUACCCCAGCAAAAUGAACCUGGAUGAUUCAUCUCCUGAGGAGAUGGAGAAGACUUCAGUUGCAGAUGUGUUCUACACACCAGAGUCUUCUCCUCCUGACAGGGAGUCAGCCCAAUCAAGAGGCGAGAGUCCUCCUGUCUUCCAGUUUGUUGAUCCUGAUAUUCAGAUGGCAGAGGACAGCCUUAAAACUCUUGAAGUUCCCACUCCUGACCCUUCAGCUCCGUUCAGAGUUUUUCUGGAAACCACACUUAAGAACGAAGGCUUGUUUCCCAUGAUGCCUCACUCCAUGUAUUGUUUUCCUCUCUGGCCGGGAAUCACACUAGUGCUCCUUACCAAGAUCCCGAACACUCACAUAGCGAUGAGUAUUUACAUCUAUCUGGAAGCAUUUGUGAAGCUGGAGAAGAGGUUAUGUGAAGGUCAUGGAGCCACCUUGCGGGGUCAGCCAUCAUUUCAGGAGCACCGGAGCAAACUGGACCGGUUCAUCAAAACUUUAGCCAGCAUGGACAUCCAGACUGGUCAACUUCAAAAUGUGUGGGCAGACUUUAAGAACAAAGCUUUUACUCGGUCUGGACCUGGAUUCACAAGCGAAUUGCUGCCCGCUUGUAGAAACAUGAAGACUCAGUUGUGUGGCGUGUACAGACAGUGUUUUGCAGCCGAGUGCAUGAGCGGCUCUCAGCGUUUGGCUCCACGUCUGCAAGAACGAGUCUUAAACAUGGCCCAAGAGAAGUUGAUGGACUUCAAGGAUUUUUUGCUGGUGAAAAGCAAAAGAAACAUCACAAUGGUGUCAUACCUGGAAGAGUUUCCUGGUCUCAUUCACUUCAUCUAUGUGGAUCGUUCAGGGGGUCAUAUGAUCGCACCCUCCUUAAAUGUGACUGAUCGCACUGUCUCUGAGCUUGGAAAGGGUCCAUUAGCUCACUUCAUAAAGAACAAGGUUUGGGGUCUUGUCGGGACGGCUCGGCGGUAUCUGCAGAAAGGUUACACCACUGUCACGUACAGAGAUGGAGAUUAUUUCUGCUCUUAUUUCCUGUGGUUUGAAAAUGAAUCGGGUUAUAAACUAGAAGUAAUAGACAUACCGAGCCUCCCAGAUGAUUCUGCCCCGAUCGGCAUGCUCGCCUGGGAUUAUUACAGGAAACUGCUGCGAUAUUACAACAGAAGUCAUCCGAGCGAGGUGGUGAAGUGUUAUGAACUGCUGACUGUUCAUCUUGGUGUAAUUCCCACUGAAUAUAUUCUGCAGCACUGCAGUCAGUUGGCCCGUAAGCUGUGGGAACCCACACGUAUUCCUCUACUGUGAAGAGCACUCGUGAGUCUUUCCUCAGUAAACAGUAAUACAGCAUAUGCGGCAUGUUUACUUAUUGUAUAUAUAUAGAUAAUCCAUACGUUUUCUGCACCUACUGCACAAGCACUUUUCAUUUCAGUGUGAUUAUUUGCAGAAAAAAAAAAUGUGCCAAGAAACAAAGCAUUGAUUUUCUUUUGCUUACAAUGAGCGGAGCAUAUCCAAGAAACGUUUAGAAAAAUAAUGCUUUGUUAGUAGAAGUAUAUUAAGGUGCUACAUGUAUAAAAUGCACUAAUGUUCCUGAUCAUUUUUGUAAAAGCCAAGACCAAAUAUUUUACAGAAACACUUCAAGAGUUCAUCUUGGAUCUGCUUAAUAACAGAACUAAAACAUGAAACUUUAAUGUGGAGUUGGAAAAAACACUCCAGUCUUUUAUAAGUAUUAAAGACAGUUUUUAAUAAGUUAUAUAGGAAUUUGUGUAAAGGUGCUGAUAAAUGUAGUUUUUGCUGUUGUGGUGGGGUAAAGAUGAGAUACACCAUGUAAACUAUUUUAUCUUACUAUUUUUAAAGAAAGUGUGAAGUAAAUAUUAAGGUAUAUUAUAACAGCACAAUUUUCUACUUCCAUAAUGUCAGAACUGCUGUAAAUCAUGAUCAUGACAUGAUAAAAUAUUCCUUAUCACUGUAUUAGUAUGUUAAAAUUAAAUAUUUAAGUAAAAAUUCAACUUUAUAAAUAAGUAUUUGUGCUUUCAGUGUCAUUAUUUUAGUGUUUAAAUCAAGAUAUAUCUGUCC
This is a messenger RNA of Paramisgurnus dabryanus, 2918 nucleotides long. It is a transcript of the gene hps1, whose product is annotated as HPS1 biogenesis of lysosomal organelles complex 3 subunit 1. NCBI's taxonomy places the organism in Eukaryota, Metazoa, Chordata, Actinopteri, Cypriniformes, Cobitidae. Gene Ontology annotation, cellular component: BLOC-3 complex. The record is from RefSeq and is a predicted model, not a curated record. Gene Ontology annotation, biological process: vesicle-mediated transport; melanosome assembly. Gene Ontology annotation, molecular function: guanyl-nucleotide exchange factor activity.